CCCUCAUCCGAAACGCAACAAUGAAGGCAGUGGCUUUGGUGAUCUUGGCGGCGUCGGCGGCGGCGGUGGCGGCAUGGGCGGCUCCCCAGGGCGGCUACAACUACCAGCAACCGGCUGUACAGGGAGGCGGCCAGUACCCAGAUGCCCCCGCCCAGUACAACUUCCAGUGGGACGUCAACGACGAAUAUUCAGGCAAUUUUUACGGUCACCGAGAACAGAGAGACGGAGACAACACCCAGGGAACUUACUUCGUCCGGCUGCCGGACACCCGGCUCAUGAGGGUGGACUACUACGCCGACGAGUCCGGCUACCACCCUACUAUCACCUAUGAGGGCAAGGCCCAGUAUCCCAGCGCCCCGGCCAGGGGCUACGCUCAGCCUGCUUCAACACCUAGCCAGGGAUACUCUCUGCCUGCUCUAGCGCAUGGGCAGCCUGCCUCAGCUCCUAGGCAGGUGUACUCUCAGCCUGCCUCCCCUCCUAGCCAGGUGUAUUCCCAGCCUGCCUCACCUCCUAGGCAGGUAUACUCUCAGCCUGCUCAGCAGCCCUCACAGUUCUACACUCAACCAGGAAAAUAGGAAAUAUGAAGAUGAGUUCACAUCUCUAUUCGUAUAUUACCACCGACUUUGUUUCCUUCACCGUGCCACGCAGAGAGCAACUUGAAGCGUCUCGGUCUGCCAUAUUAUUUAUUGGUUGC
Molecule: messenger RNA, 694 nt
Organism: Procambarus clarkii (red swamp crayfish)
Lineage: Eukaryota; Metazoa; Arthropoda; Malacostraca; Decapoda; Cambaridae
Product: pro-resilin-like
Cellular component (GO): extracellular matrix
Source: RefSeq, a predicted model, not a curated record